AAAAUUUGAAUGUAAAUAAACAUUGCUAGUCUGCUUUGCUGAAUGAUUACGCAAGUAUUGAAUUUAAGACUAGAAAUACAGAUUUGAUGAAAUCAUCAUCAUGGCUAGCAUGUUCAGUGGUGCUCUACAGUUGAUAGACUUGAAUGAUUUUAUCACACCAUCUCAGGAAUGUAUUAAACCAGUUAAACUCGAGAAGAAAGAGAGUAAAGGAGGAUCUAUAAUUGUCACAGAUGAAGGAGAUUACUUUGAGAAAAAUGAAGAUGGUUCAAAGGCAAAAUUAGAAAAAGCAAAAAUUACUUUAAAUGAUUGCUUAGCAUGUAGUGGAUGCAUAACAUCCACUGAAAGUAUUUUGAUCACCCAACAGAGUCAAGAAGAGCUUUAUCGCAUUAUAGAGGAAAAUAAAAAGCAUGAAAUGUGCAAUGAGACAGAAAAGAUAAAAACUCUUAUAGUUUCAAUUUCACCUCAGUCAAGAGCUUCUUUAGCUGCUAAGUACAAUCUUGAUGUUGAAACAGCUGCUAAAAAAUUAACAGCAUUUUUUCACAGAUUAGGUUUUAAAUAUGUUCUUGAUACUACAAUAUCUCGAGAGUUCACUCUACUCGAAAGUCGAAAAGAAUUCAUUCGUCGCUAUCGAACAAAAGAAACUGAGCCAAAAGCUUUGCCUAUGUUAUCAUCAGCAUGCCCAGGUUGGGUUUGCUAUGCUGAGAAAACUCAUGGAGAAUAUGUAUUGCCUUACAUUAGUACAGUAAAAUCACCUCAACAAAUUAUGGGUUCGCUUGUUAAAGAUUAUUUGGCCUCUAAACUUCAAUUGAAAUGUAGUCAGAUAUAUCAUGUAAGUGUGAUGCCUUGUUUUGACAAAAAGUUAGAGGCUUCCAGAAAUGACUUUCAUAACGAUGAAUAUGAAACACGAGAUGUCGACUGUGUUAUUACAUCAGUUGAAGUUGAUGCUAUGCUAGAAACAGAAGGAGUUUGUUUGAAUGAAUUGCCAUCAGAAGAUCUAGAUCAAAUAAGUGAGGGUCUAAAUACUGGAUUGUACUCUCAUGCUGGAAGCACCUCUGGUGGUUACAGUGAUCAUAUUUUUAUUCAUGCUGCAAAAGAGCUUUUUGGUGAUGCAGUUUCUGAAAUUCAGUAUAAAACUCUAAGGAAUCAAGAUAUGAAAGAAAUUGUUCUUGAGAAAGAUGGCAAGGUGUUGUUGAGGUUUGCUAUAGCAAAUGGUUUCCGCAAUAUACAAAAUAUAGUACAAAAAUUAAAGCGUGGAAAAUCUCCAUAUGAUUUUGUUGAAAUCAUGGCUUGUCCUGCUGGUUGUGCAAAUGGCGGUGCUCAGAUCCGAGCUGUGGAGGAGAAUCCCAAAGUUCUACUUAAGAAAGUAGAAGAACUGUACCAUUCCCUACCUUCCAAAGAACCAGGAGAAAACCCCCUUGUUCUCCAGCUUUAUGAAGAAUGGCUGGGGGGAUCACAAUCCGAGAAAGCGCAGCAAAUGUUGCAUACGCAGUAUCAUGCUAUAGAAAAAAUUAAUAACGCCCUAUUUAUGAAAUGGUGAUAGAUUAUUAAUUGUACAUAGAAAUAAUAAAUUCUUUUAAUUUCUG
Argiope bruennichi is the source of this 1583-nucleotide messenger RNA. Its product is annotated as cytosolic Fe-S cluster assembly factor narfl-like. The record is from RefSeq and is a predicted model, not a curated record. Gene Ontology annotation, biological process: iron-sulfur cluster assembly. Gene Ontology annotation, cellular component: cytosolic [4Fe-4S] assembly targeting complex. Gene Ontology annotation, molecular function: 4 iron, 4 sulfur cluster binding. The coding region runs from base 101 to 1537 and encodes 478 amino acids. NCBI's taxonomy places the organism in Eukaryota, Metazoa, Arthropoda, Arachnida, Araneae, Araneidae. The transcript has 12 exons.